CUCAGAACAAGUGGCAGCAUAAGGUUGUUUCCUCCUUUAUACCUUUUCACACAUUACCGGAUCAUUCCACUGCUGAGAUAAAGAUCCGCUUAUUCAGAUAGUACAGAAGAUGCAAGAAACUCUGCUGCGGGUGUUUGUGGUGGCUCUAGGUCUUCUGUUGUGUCCCAGGGAUAAUCCUGGGGUUGAGGAAUGGGAUGUUGCCAUCGACAUGGAUUUGCAAAAGCCUGAGGAGAUGCUGCUGAAAAGGGAGGAGAAACUAGACCAACCAUCAGCACCUGUCAGUUCCAAAAUAACAGGGCCUCAAGAUGAUAUAAAUAACAAUCCUGCACAACAGAAUCAGUCUGAUCAACAUGAGAAAGAACUGCUGGAUUCAGAUGUGGCUGUUGCUGAAGGAGACACAAAAGUUGACAGGUUUGAUCACAAAUUACCAAACAGUCACAUUACUGGUAAAUCUGCUUCCAUUAUUCUGCCUGAAAAUAUUGACAGUCAGGAGGGAGAAGAUUUAAGAAGUAGCAGUCCAGAGCAAGACAGUCUGCAGGGACAUCACAAGAAGCCAGAAGAAGCAAUGAUCAUCCCGAAAGAACAAGAUUCAACUGCUUCACAUCUCUAUAGCAAGACAGAAAAUGAAACCUCGGAGAAGGCUGUUGCAGAAUGGGAGAGGGAUUAUCUCUGGUACAUCUGGAACAUAUUUUCCAUCAUUUCCAUGAUGCGCUUCUUUAGGAAAUACCUGAAGAGAAAUCUCCAAACAGAUCAGGAAGUGUCCAGGAUUUCCCCUUGCAGACCUGCUAAACUUCUGCUGCCUGACGCUGAAACUCUGCAGACUCUGUAUGCUAAAUGUGUUCAGGUCUCAACUGAGAAAAUGUUGAGGGAGAACAGGUUUUUGGAAGGAUUCACAAAUGACCUCAUAGAUGCCAUGAAGACCAUUUGUGACAAUAAUGGCAGCAUGACGAUUGAGGACUUUCAGAUGGUGAAUGAGCGCGACAUCAUUGUUCAUUUCACUCCACCCGAACCAUAUAGUCUUCACUGUCUGCUCAGGAAGAACCUGGAGAGUGAUCAUCUGCUGGACAUGCAAGUCUGUGGUCAAAUAAAACUACUGAAAGAAGAGAAAAUCCCAAAUGGCUGCCCCUGCCAGUCUGCCGAUGCAGAGGACAUGGUUUGCCUGCUACAUUCAGAGAGCGACAAAGCAAAAACAAAAGUGGCAGCCGCUUAUGAUGGACCUCUGUGCUCCAAGAACACUCCUUUUCUGUCAAAAUCAAAGAUCACCAGGUGGUUUCAGAGCACAAUCAAACAAGCCUGGGCGCAGAUCUCACAUAAAUACGAGUUUGAGCUCAGUAUCCGCUACGUUGAGGCUCCGGGUGCUCUGGUGAUUAGGUUCAGGUCAGGAAAGAAGAUUAACUUCAGUUUAAAACCGGUGGUUAAGUUCAACGCUGAAGCUCAUUUCUGCAUUACGCCCUGGUCGUCGAGCAAUGUGGACACUUUAUGGGCACUCUCCCUCACAGUCUAUGAAGACCGCCUCCUGGAACAUCUCUGCAAACGACUGCCUGUAAACUCCUGUCAUAAUCAAACUCUUGAAAUUGCCUACUUCCUUCAUAGGAGGCAGAAAACGUUUACAGGAAAGACUGCACUGAAGGACUUCCACUUCAAAACUGCAUUAAUGCACCUUCUAAUGACCAAAAAACCAUUAGAGUGGCAACUAAACUUUGCAGCCUGUAGGCUACAAGACCUGCUGGGCUUUAUACAGGAAAGUCUUAAAAGAAAGCACUUGACUCACAUUCUCAUUGGCAAACCUUUGCCUGGGGUUAUUGAACUGCCUAAAGAAAUCUCUAAAGCAAAGCCAGUGAACCUGUUUAAUCUUUUCGUGGAAGAUGACUGUACGUAUAAAAAUGCUGUCUUGCAUGUCCAGGAGAUGCUUCGAAACGCACACAUGCUGAUACACGAAUAUGUUGCUCAACCGAAGAGGGACAGCCAAUCCUUUGUUUAAAACUGUGUAUAGCUUGAGAAUUAUCUUUCAAAGUCUGCAGAUCUUAUUGUUGCAGGUGCAUCUCAAUAACUCAAAAUAUAGGUUAGUGUUCAGUGAACUUUUAUUUCUGUUAAUUCUGGUGAAUGUGAUUUACUGCUGAAGAAAACAAAUGGGUUUCUCAGAAAAUCUGAAUAUUACAACAGAUCAAGAAAAAAACAUUUUAUUACAGAAAUGUGGGCCUAUGGAAAAGUAUAGCCACGUACUCUACAGUAUAUGCACCCCGACUUGGUCAAUGCUCCUUUUGCAUGAUCGAUCGCCUCAACGCUACGUAAUAUGGAGGCAAUCAGCCUGUGGCUCUGCUGAGGAGUUAAGUCCAGGUGGCUUUAAAGGCAGCUUUCAGCUACUCCACAUUCUUGGGUCUGGUGUCUCUCAUCUUCCUCGACAAUACUCUAUAUUUCCAAUGUGGAGUUUAGGUAAGGCUGGUUUGCUGGUCAAUCCAGCUCAGUGAUACCAUGGUCAUUAAACCAUUACUGGCAGUGUCCUGCUAGAAAAUUAAAUAUCUCCAUAAGCUGGUCAAUAAAGGGAAAUUCAAGUUUAUUUAUACAAUGCAUUUAAAACAACUGCAAUGUUGAAGUGCUCCUGUAGGUGACUGACUUUAGAUUUGAUGAAACUCAGUGGAUCAACACCUGCAGAUGACAAGGCUCCUUAAAACAACGCAGGCUGCUCUUAUCCCUGUUUCUUGUACACUUUUUUUCUGACUUUUCUUCCACUCAACUUUCCUUUAAUAUGCUUGGUUACAGCACUCUAACCAGCCAGCUUCUUUAACAGUGACUUAUUGUUAUUACUAAGUGGUCUUGGGUGUCGGUGGCUGUCGGCUAGAUUACUGGGAACUCAGUCUUCCCAUGAUAACACAGAUCAUGAUAUUUCUCUAUAUGAAUAGUUGUUAUGUUAUGCAAUUAUGAGCCCAAAGGUAAAGCAUUUAUUUAAAAUAGAUCAUUACAACAUCUUAGUCUUCAUCACAGUCUUGUAAGUAUGUUGGCUUCUUACUGGGGUCCUCCCUGGUCAUAGUUUCAGGAGAUCUUAGACUGCCAGUCUUGUCAAAUUCAACUUUACCUUUAAAGUCAACCUUCCAAGAGUAACUGGAGAUGAUAUUAUUGGGUGCUUCUGGAUAAAAAAAAAGACGUAUUAUUUUCUAACAUGUGACUUGUUUCAGACAUUUAUGAGUUUUGACUUUGCAAGAUUAAAUUAUUAGUUCAAGGAGGUCAUUGGCCUUGCACCAGUAGUUAUAGGAAAUUAAGAAAGCACUUUCUAUGCCAUAGUUUUAGUGCACCAGCUUACCCUCCAGUUCUGCUGACAGGCAUGUUGACUCACAACAUUUGCACACCCAGUCCUUACCAUAGAGCUCCUUCCACCUGGUGCACAAACAGGAUUAUCAGGUCAAAAGAUAGUUAAAGCUUCAAUAAUUCUGCUCCGAAACAUGUCUGCAGCUGCUAACAAAAUCCACCGCAAGCAAGUUUAGCGUGCCUUAACUUACUUUCCAAUAGCACGAUCGUAAUUGCAAGCCUUUAGACUCGGAGUUGGAGUAGAUGGUCCUACAUUCAUCUCACAGUGCAAAUAAAAUUGCUGCAAGGCAACACAUCUCAUUGUUAAAGCACAUCUUGUGUUUCACAGCAUGCAGCUCCUACUGAUAUGUUACCUGUUCAGAAAUAGUGGGAGCUCUCUGCUGGAAAACAAAGGCACCCACACUGAAUUUCUGGACCAUCUUGGAGCCACCAAUGAGGAAUUUUGAUUGUACAGAUGUCUUGCUAUCAAUCAUACAGCUGCAACCAAACAAAAUUACACUUUUGUGAUUUGUCCCAUGCAAACUAUUUCACUUUAACUCAACUAUUUAAAUAUUUACCCUUGAUUGUUGAUGACUGUGUAUCUAGGAUGCGAGUAGGGGUCUUGGGAGGCAGUCACAAAGCACUUUGUAAUGUACAUCCUCUUCAUUUCCGCUGGCUUCAAAGUGCAUUGGAUCUCCCAAGUUAAUUUUCUGGCCGAAGAUUUUAUUUCCUGAUGCUGCAGAAAAAUUAAAUUCAGUGCAAAUCAUUUCAGACUGCUGCAGUGGGGGAUGUGCCAAAAUGUAAAUUGGAAGGGUUGUGAAUGUUGAGAAUAGGACCUAUAUCUUGGAUGAAAACAGCUUAUGUGUUUCCAUGUAAAUAAAAUGUUUCACAAACUGA
Messenger RNA from Girardinichthys multiradiatus, 4179 nucleotides. Its product is annotated as inositol 1,4,5-trisphosphate receptor-interacting protein. The record is from RefSeq and is a predicted model, not a curated record. Bases 110 to 1981 code for a protein of 623 amino acids. The transcript is spliced from 2 exons. Gene Ontology annotation, cellular component: membrane. Lineage: Eukaryota; Metazoa; Chordata; Actinopteri; Cyprinodontiformes; Goodeidae.